AUGUGUCUUGAAUCCUCAUACAUUUUCUUACCAGUCUCGUCUGUUUUGUCUUUGGUCCAUACUCCUAAAUGUUCCCACGUGCACUUCUCCAUGGCGACUUUGGGAAACACAUCUACAGGUCUUCAUUAUUCAGUCCCUUCCUGUCAUUAUGGAAACCAACAGUCUACCUAUGGGGUGAUGGCAGGCAUCAAGCCUGCAACCCCAGAGAUGUUAUCAGCAAGUCUCUCCCAGAGUCGCAUUUUACAGACCUGCAGCAUGCCCCAUCCCAACGUGGUGAAUGGAGUCAGCACUCUGCAAGGCAAGGCCUUCUCUUGUGGCCUGACCCCUUGCCUUUAUAAAUUCCCUGAACAUGCUCUGAGUGCCAGUUCCUGUGCUCUGGGGCCUGGCUUCACUCCCAUGCACCAGUCUAUCCUUGGAGAUGAUCCCACAGCCACUGACUUCAAGCAGGAAUUCCGCAGAAAAACCAAGUCUGUUGAAGAGCCAAUAGACAUGGAUUCCCCUGAAAUCAGGGAACUGGAAAAGUUUGCCAAUGAGUUCAAACUGAGGAGAAUUAAGCUAGGCUACACACAAACAAAUGUUGGAGAAGCCCUGGCUGCUGUGCAUGGCUCUGAGUUCAGUCAAACAACCAUUUGCCGAUUUGAAAAUUUGCAGCUAAGCUUCAAGAAUGCCUGCAAACUGAAAUUGAUAUUAUCCAAGUGGCUGGAAGAAGCAGAACAAAUAGGAGCUUUAUACAAUGAAAAAGUUGGCGUGAAUGAGCGGAAAAGAAAGCGCAGAACCACCAUAAGCAUUUCUGCUAAAGAAGCUCUAGAGAGAAACUUUGGGGAACAAAGUAAGCCUUCUUCUCAAGAGAUUAUGAGGAUGGCUGAGGGGCUUAACCUCGAGAAGGAAGUUGUGAGAGUUUGGUUUUGCAACCGAAGACAAAGGGAAAAGAGAGUGAAGACAAGUUUACACCAGAACACCUUUAGUUCCAUUAUGAAGGAGCAUCAUGAGUGCCGGUAAAGUUUCUUGUGCAUAGUUGAGGAUUUCUGGGCCUUUAAGAUUUUUUUUUUUUUAAAGCAUUGUCGGUUUGAACAGAAACAUUUGUUUCCUCUAUAAGUUAAUUUUAACUGUAACAUAUCUUCAGUGGGCUUGAUUUUAAUGUAAAAGAUUGGAAACAUUGUUACUAUAUGUAUUUGUGUAGGGGAGACUGUUGCUUAGCUGUCAACUAUUCAAUCUGCAUUAGUUGAUUGUUAAAAAUUUCACAGUAAGUACUAUUCAUAUACCAUGCCUUUCUUGCAUCCACAAUACACUCACUAGUUAAUGUGAACUUUACCCAAAAGAUCUGGAAUGAAAUCUUUUGUGUUAAAUAUAAAGAAGUUACUUAUUGGAACUGUAGCAUGUGAAAGAACUUGUGUGCUGUGCCCCUCACUCACCCAACAGCAAUGAGCUUCACAAACCUAGAAAAGCUACAGCUGUUGGGACCACAGAAGUGCCCCUUCACAGCACCAAACAUUUAGAGCCGAGGGAUGAGGCUGUGAGAUCAGUGGCUCGUCCUCCUGCUAAACUUCAGCAUCACUGAAGUCUGAGGAAGGUGACCGGGUAAUUGAGACAGUUGCCCGUCUUAAAAAACUGCUUAAUGCAAACAGCCUUUCUUCUUUAAAGCGGCCUCUACAUCUUCCCUCUUGUGGACUCUAGCUGGUAAUACAAUCCCAUGAAGGUGGGCUAAGUUCUAUUAAGCAAAGACUGAAUAACUGCCCUCCCAAAGAGAGCAUCAAAUGUAGCAGCUUGGCAGAUUUCUAGGAUGGAAACAUUACAGAGGCAUUCUGGCUGCUGCCUUAGCCCUGAUACAAUGAGCUUUAAGACCCUUGAGAUACUGACACCUUUGCUAAUGUGUAACAUUUCUCAAUACACAGCCAAUCCAUUUAGACAGGUGCUGAGCAGAAAUGGCAUUCCCUUUACGCUGAUCGCCAAAGGCUACAGAAAGUCUUGCUGACUUUCUAAAUGCUUUAAACCUAGUUAAAUCAAAACUCAAGUAUAAACUCAUUUUCCCUUGGGGAGGAUGAGGUUUAGAAAAGAACAGGCAGAAAUCAUUAUUUCUAGUCCUCUCUUCUCCUGUCCUACAGAGAUGACAAAAUGAUUUCAUAGCUCCACCCCCAGGAAACCAGGGAUUAAGGGGAGUUGGAAUAAUGUGAAUUCAUCACUCAAGGGACGGGUGGU
Molecule: messenger RNA, 2196 nt
Organism: Chelonia mydas (Green sea turtle)
Lineage: Eukaryota; Metazoa; Chordata; Testudines; Cheloniidae
Gene: POU1F1
Product: POU class 1 homeobox 1
Exons: 6
Coding region: 1-999 (332 amino acids)
Biological process (GO): regulation of transcription by RNA polymerase II
Molecular function (GO): DNA-binding transcription factor activity, RNA polymerase II-specific; RNA polymerase II cis-regulatory region sequence-specific DNA binding
Source: RefSeq, a predicted model, not a curated record